Chelonia mydas (Green sea turtle) is the source of this 5888-nucleotide messenger RNA. It is a transcript of the gene SHLD2, whose product is annotated as shieldin complex subunit 2. Gene Ontology annotation, cellular component: nucleus; site of double-strand break. NCBI's taxonomy places the organism in Eukaryota, Metazoa, Chordata, Testudines, Cheloniidae. The transcript is spliced from 9 exons. The record is from RefSeq and is a predicted model, not a curated record. The coding region runs from base 1312 to 3702 and encodes 796 amino acids. Gene Ontology annotation, biological process: regulation of double-strand break repair via homologous recombination.
CGGGAUCUAGCCUCGGUCGGUCGUCGCUCUCAGUCCAGGGCGCUGGUGCGGGAGCGCGAACCUAAAGCGCUUCCGCCCGGGCAGGGGGUGCGGAGCGGUCGUUUCUCCCGCUUGCGGGCGCGGGGAGCCCCGCGAGUAACACAUGGAGGACAUUGGAAGACUCUCCUUUCAGUUAAACUGGUAAAAGAUCACUUGGAUGGUUUUAAAGCUGGAUCAAAUUUCUGAACUUCCUUCAUGUGAUUUUUAUGCUUGCAGCUUCAACAGGAUUCAGAGUUCCAUGACUUCCAAAACAUUUAGACAGAAAUAAGCAGAUGUCUACACUUUCCUGAAAUUCCAUAUUAGGCAGCUAUCUUUGGACAGUAUCCAGAUUAGGGUAUUAUUCCAACAUACAGUUCAAUUUGAAGACUCAUAGCAUCGAUGAAAAAUCUGAGAGUCCUUUUUUUACAAACUGUUUGUUUAAGAUGGACACACUGUUGUUAAUUUGGAGAAGAGACUAGUAACUUCCUAGGCAGGGUGUCAUUACUUACAUGAAUAACAGCUGCUGCUGAAGCAAUUUCUCAGAUAUAGUAUGGGCUUUUUUAGUGUGUAUUGAAAAAGUAAUUAGAAAUUCUGCAAUAACAUUACCUGCUUUGAUAAAAUAGUCCUAUAAUCAAUUUCAUUUUUAUGUUAAAGUAGUAAGCUUUUCAAGUUGAAAGUAAUUUUUAAACCAGAUUCAACCUUUUAAAUUACUUAUUAUUUAUUUGAGAAUUUUCCCCGCCAUAACAUGAAAACUGGUAAUCAUGCAGUAAGAAAUUUCUGAUAUAGGUAUUUAUUUCUGCCAAUGUAAAACGAAGGUGUAAAUAACCAGUUCAUGUUAAAUUGUUUUAGUAGUAGUAGUUGAUGAUGAUGAUGAUAUUUGAAUCUUCACAGAAAUAAAGGAGGUUUAGCUUCCCGGAAAUUUGUUCAGGACUGUUCAGUUUUCCUUUGUUUGCACUGCAAAUUUACAUAUUUUCAUAGUGACUAGUAUCAAAAUGAAAAAUGUAGCCUAAUUAUUACUGUAGUUCUAUAUACAGCUGUAGGGCAGACAAACUUGUUCCAAUUUCUCUAUAUUAUGAACCUGUGACUAUUCAAAAAUAUAAAAUGGUGGUAUUUAUAGCUUUAGCCAGUUAAUGUAUAAAACACAUUUAUCUGUGUGAAUUAAUUAUUUGAAAAUUUAACAUGACUGCCAGAAAAAUAAGUUAAUGAUGUUUUGUGGCAUUUUAUGUUAAAAUUUGAAGUUUUGUAUUUAUUGCACAAAAAUAUAUUUUCUCAAAAAAAAAAAAUACAAAAAGCAUGUCUGGAAGACCCCAAAUCCAUAUUUUUUUGGGAGCACCCAUCAUUCCAACCCCACUGGAGGUGUCAGAGGAACAGAGUUUUUCGGUAGCCGCCACUGAAACAUGGAAAGAACUCCACCUUUCAUCUGACAAACAUGCCUUCCAUCUUUUUGCUGGAAAAUGCAAAAGCAUGGGUCAUGUGGAACAUCAGGCACCAGACCCUAGAGACUCAACUGUGUACACAAGAGAUCAUUUCUCUGUGAACUCUGAACAAGGGAGGUUUGGAGUGGCAGAUUAUUUAACAUCGUGUGUACCUGUAGGUGGAGGGAUGAAAACUCAUGGCAGUACAUUGAAGAGGACUGGUGAUGUAACUUCCUAUUGUUCUCAAAUAUCUGGAGAUAGAGACACAUGCAAAAAUAUGAUUCAAGUUGCAUAUCAACAGCUUCCGCAUAUAUUUACAAAAACAGAUGGACAGUAUACAAGACCCUCAAAUGACUGCCUUCCAAACCUCUCUGUAAAAGGUGUCAGACAUCUGGAAGAUAAGUGCUGUGAUAUUUCUGAUUUGGUUUCCAGUACUAAACAGAUCAGCAUACAUUUAAAGUCUAUGGGAAAAGAAGAUGUUCCAUCAGACAAUCAUAGUGUCCAUCAUGAACAUCUUAGUCAGUACCUGGAAAUGUUUUUUCCCAAAAUAGCAAAGGAGUCAAAAACAAAAAAAACACUGCGUGAUUGUUCAGACUUUGCAAUAUCAACAGACACCGAAUUUCUUAGUAUAAUGAUGUCAAGUCAAGUUGCCAUUCUUUCACAAAAGCCCUUUAAAGAACAGAAUCAAAUGCAGAGAGAAGCCAUGAAACUAAAGGGAAUAGAAGGAGGAAAAAAAUAUAGAGAAAAUAAAGUAUUAAAUGAAUCUUUCCAGACUAAUUUUGUUGUUGGAGCAUGUAUUAAUGUGCCUGAGAGUGACCACCAACAAGAGUCUGCAAACUCCCUUGAACUUUUCAGUUCGGAGAGUGCUGGGAACAUUAUCUGUCUUGAGGCUACAAGAAGAGAAACAAGUUCUCAGGAAAAUGCAGAGGACUCUCAAGAACUUGUCAGUUAUGAACAACUGCUGAAUGAGAUCCGUAUUGAACCAUUGAGCUCAGGAAUAUUGUGCUCCCAAGAAGAUAAUUAUUAUAAAGGCACUUCUAAAAGAACCCGAACAUCUGAAGAUGCCCUAAGUAUUUCUUACUCUACACUUAAAACUCAGCAGAAAUCAAAGAGAGCUAAAUUGGUUUGUUCUCCAACCAGUCCUGAAACAAAAGUAGAUCAAGAGAUGUUGUCAAGGUUUUUGAAACUUCAGAAGAAUCCAUUGCUACUUAAAAACUGCAGCUGCAAGAGCCAGAAGUACAGUGUUUUGGUCACAGUAGUACAUCCUUGUCAUGUCAAAGAAAUACAGAUAAAGUCAAGACCAAAAUCUUCCUCUAAAGUUCCCAUAGCAACUAUUGUAGUUAUUGACCAGUCAGAUAUCGAGAGGAAGGUUGUGCUGUGGCGGGCUGCUGCAUUUUGGUCACUCACAGUGUUUCCUGGAGAUAUUGUACUACUCACAGAUGUCACUGUGUUUGAGAACCAUUGGUAUGGAGAAAAGAUGCUGCAGUCAACAUUUACCAGCCAGUUAUUUAAUCUGGGGAGCUGCUCAGCUAUCGAUCCCAAACAAUGUGAGACUGCAAUAUUUUCCCAUGUUGUAGAUGUUGAUGGUCUCCAAGAUUUAUUGGCAUAUGUGUCUUCAAAAUUUGCCUACUUGAAAGAUCUCCCACACAGACAACCGCAGAAGUUGGAUAGCAUACAGCAUGUCCAGCUAGACCAACUUCAGCCAGAUACAUUGGUGCAUUCAGUACUAAAACUUGUCAGCAUCACUCUACUAACAGAGUCUGUAUACAGUUACAAAGGAGAAAAGCAAAGAAAAAUUAUUCUAACAGUGGAACAGAUCCGAGAUCAGCACUAUCUGAUGGUAUUAUGGGGAGCAGGGGCAGCCUGGUGUCCUCAACUUCAAAGGAAAAAGGAUCACAUAUGGGAAUUUAAAUAUCUACUUGCCCAGCGUAGUUCUAUUUCAGGUGACAUUGAACUGCACACAACUCCAUGGUCAUCCUGUGAGUGUCUAUUUGAUGAUGAUAAAAGGGCAGUUGAAUUUAAAGAGAAGUUUCAAAAAAGUGAAAAGUCUCUCAUGAAAAUGACAAAUCUGUCAACACACCUGGAGGAAAAAUGUUCAGGUUGUGCAAAAUGUGGGUUGGAACUACAGACCGAUGAGAACAAGAUCUACAAGCAGUGCCUUCGUUGCUUACCAUUUAACAAAGUGAGAAAGUUCUACAGUGCCUCCCUCAGAUACUACCUAUGGCAUGAUAGUGGCAGACCUGUGCCACUCCCUACUAGCAGACACUGAAGCAUCCUAUCUGUUGGACAUUAGGAGCCAUUUUGUGCUGGAUGAAAACAGCUAUCCUUUGCAACAGGAUUUCUUUCUGCUGGAUUUCCAUCCUGAUCUCUGAAGCGUUGUCCUCCACAGCGACUGAUUAACAGAGACCUUAUGAACAAGCAGAUUGGGGAAAAAAAGAGAGAGAGAGAAGAAAAAUUAAUUAUCUCAUGGAAGGAAGUUGUAAAAAAGCACAGUGAAAAAGGGCUUUAUCUUUACUUUGUACCAAAAGCUAAAAGACUAAAAAUGAAAUUCCACCAAUUGUAUAUAUUGCUUCUGUAGUAUUUUAUGAAUUGUCAUAUAGGUUGUAUAUGCUGUACUUAAAGAUUUUUCAUAUAUCUUUAUUUUAAAAAUGAUUUCACCAGUGUUUUCUCCUCGUCUUCCUCUUUUCUCAGCCCCUUCAGAAAAGUCUUCUGAUGUUGAUAGACAGUGAAGUUUUAUGAACAUUGGUAGAGGAGAGGGAAGCCACUAUUCUGUAGUAUGAUCUUAGUUGUUAGAGACUCUGUUUUCGUUAUUUCUUAUGUCUUUGCUUUGGUUCCCCUCCUCUCUCCUUCAGAUAGCAGAGUCUUCUUCAUUUUCUCCUAACAAUAUAGUCUUGCCUCCCUCCCACCAGAACCCUUUCUCAUUCAAGAAUCCCAGUUUCUGAGCCCACCAUACAAAUUGGGACUGGUCUUCACACACAAGUCAUACUGGUUUAACUAAAACUGAUAUUAAAAACCUGUUGAGUUAAAUUGCUGCAAACUCCUUUGUGGACCCUCUUAAAUUAAUUUAACCCUGGUAUAUAUUGAUUUAUCUUAAGCUGUCAAGAAAUUGAUUGAAGCCAAAUCAAUAUAAGCCAAAUUUCUAUCUCAUUAACAGUGUCCAUGCAGGGUUUUUCACCAAUUUAAAUGGAUUUAAAAACACAUCUUCAGUUACAUUUUGGCUCACCUUUGCAUGCAGACUGGGCCUAAAGCCAAUGGGUAGCAAAUAUACAGAAAUCAUGAGUUGACUCCCAUCUCGUCCACAGUUUCACUGCUGGAGGGGCUAAUAGAGCCAGUCAGUGUGUGGAUAGUUCUGUGUCUGGCCUUAACAAUUUUCCCAUGUUUAGUUUUUAAGAGAAAUCUUGUCUGAGCACAGGAUUGGUACCGAACAACUCCUGAGUUGUAAUUCUGGCUUUGUCAUUUGCUACUUCUGUUUUCUUGGACCAGUCAUUUAACCCUCUAUCAUAUUUGUACCUCCUGCUCUAAAAUGGGAUGACCUCUCAGGAAUGUCAUGAGGAUCAGUUAAUGUUGGUAAACCACUGAGAGAGCAAAAAGUGCUGCCCAGCACUUUCCAAUCUUAUCCAAGUAUAGACCUUUUCCAUCUUUGUUUUGCUGUAGUCCUCUCCCCUCUAUAUCAAGCCUAUUUUAGUUGUUUCUUAUCUCAUUGUGUUAUUGUGUUCAUACUGAGUUUGAAAACUUUACCUUGCAAAUAAACUAUAAAGCAUCUUAUGAAAGGUUGAAAUUCUAAUAAUUAUUCUAAUUCCUUUCCUGAAGAACCUCUCAUCUGGUGCUUGCAGACCUGCCCAUCAUAGUUUUAACUGCUAAUUCAACAUCUAUUACCACAAAUCAAAUAAAUUCCUUUACGCACAACUAUAUAUGCAUGCCAGCUUAUCGGUUAAUUCAUCUUACUUCCUGGAUAUGCACGAGGGUGGUUCUGCAGAGCAAAAACAUAUGUGUAUCUCUUGGAGAGUAACGUGGUUUUAACAAACUAGGGAAAAAAGAUUGUUAUACUAAAACUGUAAUAUUUAAUAAAUGAAAAUCAAGAGUUCUGGUAAACUUAAACAGAUACAUAAAACAACAAUCUGCUUAUUAAGCCAUAUUUCUUGGCAGAGCACAUCCCGUCGGUGCUCUGCAUUGCUGCCUAUACAGUUGCCUGUAAUAACCUGGAUCUGCUGACCUUCAGGGCAUACUACAAGGUGUAACCAUUGGCUUUUCUGUGAAGGUAGCAAUGUAAAGGGAGCUAAUGGGUUGGGGGAGGAGUUCUGUUGUGAACUGAAUUUUUUGGGAGCAGUUGAAGUGGUUAGCUGCUUGUUUCAGCUUUUAUUAUUUUAUUUUAUUAAGACCAAGGUGUGCAAAGUGCUAGAUAGGUGCUUUUUUGAGUACUUUUUAUACAUCAAAAUAAACUAUGCUUUCCUCUUU